GCAAGUGGCCUCCCAGUGCCAACUGCUUCAGUCAUCCUUGGGACGUCCAUCCUCCCUGCAACUCCCCCAGCUCCCUGACGAACCGCUGUCACUCCAAGACGCCCCAGGAGGGCUUUUCCAGAUGCCCCCCGGAGACCCCUUUCCUGACCAGGUGACAGUAGUCUGGUUAUUGGUGUUUUCUCUCGCCUUUGCUUUGGUUUGUGACCCCCAAGAGAAUCUAUCAUUGGCCGAAAUCACCCUGCGACGCCUGGCUCCGCGCCUGCUCUUCUCCCUGCGCCUUCUUGGCCCCAGUGCUGACGUCCUGCUCCGUCCAGAUGCUGUCGACAGCCUCCUGGAUCGUCUCCUGCCCCACGGGCAGAUGCUUUUCCUCAAUGAACGUUUCCUCCAGGCGAUGGACCGAGAACUGGGCAUCAAAGCAUCCCGCUGA
Acanthisitta chloris (rifleman) is the source of this 427-nucleotide messenger RNA. It is a transcript of the gene AP5S1, whose product is annotated as adaptor-related protein complex 5, sigma 1 subunit. The record is from RefSeq and is a predicted model, not a curated record. The annotation marks the transcript as partial. Gene Ontology annotation, cellular component: late endosome; AP-type membrane coat adaptor complex; cytosol. NCBI's taxonomy places the organism in Eukaryota, Metazoa, Chordata, Aves, Passeriformes, Acanthisittidae. The transcript has a single exon. Gene Ontology annotation, biological process: double-strand break repair via homologous recombination; endosomal transport.